UCAGUAUCUACCGGUAUUAUAUUUGUUUUCUUUACAUAUAAGUAUCCUGUAGGGACCCUCUUUAACGUUCCUGUGUAACUAGUUUUUUUUACCCGUAGUGUACCUCUCUGGACACGGUGUCAGCUAUAGUACGUAUUGGUCAGUUCUUUUCUAUUGUUUGAUUACUUUAUUUAAACUGCCGCAUUGCAGACCUGGCAGACAGUGGCCACGUUUUCCCCAUGACAGGUAUGAGCAGCUAAGGUUUUGAAUAACCCUUUCUCCUAUUAGGGGUCCCUAUCCAGUUUCUGGCAGUCCAUCGCCGUGGUUAUACCUGUCCGCCACUGUCUCACGCCAUGCCAUAUCUAUCCACUACUCUUCUACAUGCCUGUGACGAAGACUAUGGACAUCAGAAAACUUAAAUAUCUUAUUGUUUAUAAUAUGUAUAUUUGUUUGGUUUUAUUUUAUAUAAAAAUUGUAAAUAUAAAAUGAAUUCUGUUGUGUUUGACUGAACAGUAACGACGGCUGUCGUGACAAAUGGUGUCAGAAGUGGGAUAGCUGUUCAGUCAACACAUUUUUUUGUAGUUUAUUUUGGAUAUUGUUCUUAAGAAUUUAUACUUCUGUUAUAUUUUUCAGUGGAAUGGCAGAUUUUUUUAUGGCGUUGAUAUAUGGAAGGGCCCCGAACGGAGAAAGGUUGCUCAGGUUGUGUAUAUUAAAUAACUCUCGAGUGUUGAGAGGUCAGGUAUAUUGAUACUAGAAGCAUUGUUUUUAUUUACGCUUUUUCUUUUGUAAGAUUAUUUUGUUGAUCGUUGUGUUAAUUAGCGUAGUUAAGAUGGAGUCGCCAACACUACAGGAGCUAACAGAACACGGGAGAAAGAUGGAGUUGAAGGGGACAGACCUUCAGAAAUUCAUCAUAGAUCAGCAGACUCAUUAUCGGGAGUUGAGAGCAGCAGAGAGAUCUAAGGAGAAAGAGGAGAGAGAGUAUCAGCUGAAGAGAGAAGAACUGGAUUUGGAGAGGAUGAAGUUAGCGGAAGCUAAAGGUAUUGCUGAAGCUGAAAGUAAGUACAAAGAGACGUUACUUAAGCUUGAACAACAGUUACAAGAAACUAAAGCUGAUAUUUCUAGUAAUGCUUCUGCUAAAGUGCCUAAAAUGCCUUUCUUUGAAGAAACAAAAGAUGAUAUUGAUUCAUAUUUACGUCGUUUUGAGCGUUAUGCUACAGCACAGAAGUGGAGCGGCGAAACGUGGGCGGUAAACCUUAGUGCGUUGCUACGGGGAAGAGCGUUGGACGUAUACUCUCUUCUGCCACAAGAGAGGGCCCUAGACUAUGCAACCCUGAAGGCAGCUCUGUUGAAACGUUUCGAGAAAACCGAGGAUGGGUUUAGACAGCAUUUUCGCAGAUGUCGCCCAGAGAGAGGUGAGACGUUUACCCAGUUUUCUGUUAGAUUAGCGAGCUAUCUCGACAGAUGGAUAGAAAUUGGGAAAGUGAACAAGACCUUUCAAGGACUAUAUGACUUAGUACUUCGUGAUCAAUUUCUAUCAGUAUGCAACAAAGACUUGAUUUUGUUUCUUAAAGAACGCAUUCCCAAUAAUAUUCAAGAUAUGUGUGCUUUGGCUGAUCAAUAUAAGGAGGCAAGAUGUGCUAACAUUCAAACCUUAGUCAAUUCUAGCAGAAAGGACACAUCAGUUGAUUCUCAGAAUUCUAGCCAAUCCAGACCUCAGGUUCAGCGAGAUCAGAAGGAAACUGCAGGGAACCCCAAAGAUCAACCACCCAAAGCAAGGAUGGAUAUUACGUGCUACAAGUGUAAAAAACCAGGCCACUUCUCAUAUCAGUGUUCAAAGGGACGGAAUUCUGUUGGGAUGGCAGUCGACGGGAAAGGAUCUUCGGAUUACAGUAAUCCAGGCAAGUGCGCUGCAUUUACUACAGUAACUACUACCUCAUCCGUAUCCGCAGCAAACAAUUUUAGUAUACUGAACACUUCUUGUAACGCUAGUGCAUCUGUAGGUAGCUUGCCUACAAGUGAUGGUAUACUUAAUGAACAUUUUGUGAAAGUGUUGAGAGACACGGGGUGUAAUGGGGUUGUUGUUCGUCAAGCGUUAGUUCCAGAGGAGCAACUGACAGGGAACAAGCGGCUUUGUAUCCUUGCAGAUGGAUCGCAGAUUGAGGCACCUAUAGCUCGUGUGAGUAUUGAUACGCCAUAUUUUGUGGGUGAAGUUGAUGCUUGGUGUUUGAAAAAUCCUCUAUUUGAGCUUAUAAUAGGAAACAUCCCAAAAGCCAGAGACCCAUCUGAUCCAGAUCGAAACUGGAAGCCGAUUCAGGUGAAUGCGGUGAUGACGCGUCAGCAGGCGAAGCGGGAAGGUAAGAAGGACAAACCUCUUCAUGUACCUGACAUAAUUGGUCCAGAACUUGCGUUUAGUCCAGAUGACGUCAUCAGAGAUCAAGGUGAAGAUGAAUCGUUGCACAAGAUAAGGCAGCUAGCUGAACAACCUGCAGACGAAAGCAGCAAAGUCCGAUUCUUCCGGAAAAACGGUAUUCUUUAUCGAUCUUUUCAAUCACCUACAGUUGAAAAUAAUAAGAAAAUUUCUCAACUUAUUGUACCAAAACCUUUGAGAAACAAAGUAAUGUCUCUUGCACACGAUUCAUUAAUGACUGGACAUUUAGGCUCAAGUAGGACAGCUUAUAAAGUUAUGUCUGAAUUCUAUUGGCCUGGGGUGCAGGCAGAUGUGCGUCGGUAUUGCAGAUCGUGUGACAUUUGUCAGAGAACGACUCCCAAAGGAAGGACAACAAAGGUUCCUCUAGGUGAAAUGCCGAUUAUCGACGUCCCUUUUCAACGUGUAGCAGUGGACUUGAUAGGACCGAUACAGCCAGCUACGGACCGGGGCAAUCGCUACAUUUUGACGCUGGUGGACUUUGCUACUCGUUAUCCGGAAGCUGUAGCACUUAAAGGUAUAGAGACAGAGAAAGUUGCUGAAGCUUUGAUUGAUAUAUUUUGUAGAAUUGGAGUUCCGAAAGAAAUGCUUACGGACCAGGGUACGCAAUUUACGUCAGAGCUGAUGGCAGAGACGAGUCGCCUUCUUUCUUUUAGGCAGCUUACGACUACACCUUACCACCCGAUGUGCAAUGGUCUUGUUGAACGCUUCAAUGGGACGCUGAAACAGAUUCUACGGCGUUUAUGUGCAGAGCGACCGAAGGAUUGGGACAAGUAUUUAUCAGCAGCUUUAUUUGCAUACCGUGACGCUACUCAAGAAAGUUUAGGUUUCUCGCCUUUUGAACUGGUGUAUGGACGAACAGUGAGAGGACCGAUGAGAAUUUUGCGUGAACUCUGGACUAAAGAGGUAAAUGAUCCUGAAGUUCGUACUACUUAUCAAUACAUUGUAGAUCUCAAAGAGCGGCUCGAGUCAACAUGCACGAUGGCCAAGGAGAACCUGGAAAAGGCAACACAACGGUACCGCGUCAACUACAACAAACGUGCGAAGAAGAGAGAUAUGAAAGUGGGUGAAAAGAGACAAUGAGAAUGAUGCAGGUGUUUUAGGAAUUGCAGGAGUUGCAGUCGUAGAUCUUGCUGACGACGAAGACGAUGGUGAAGAUGAGCUGUGUGAUUCUCCGGGACAGGAAAGAACAGAAGGUGCUAGGGAAGUUACAGUAAGUGAUGAACUCUCUGAAGAAGAAAAGACUGAAAUACGAACAUUACUUGACGAUUUUGAAGAUGUUUUAUCAGAUGUUCCUGGUGUGACGACUUUGGGAGUCCACGACAUCAAGUUGACGACAAAUGAACCAGUUCGUACGAAACCAUAUCCUCUUCCUUUCGUUUCCCGGGAUACCGUGUGUGAAGAAGUGCGGAAGAUGAUAGAAGCAGGCGUAAUUGAACCGUCGUCAAGUCCAUAUUGUUCACCCAUAGUUAUUGUGAAGAAGAAGGACGGGACUAAUAGAUUCUGUAUUGACUUUCGUGCAAUCAAUAAAAUCACUGUUUUUGAUGCUGAAACAAUCCCUAACGCUGAUGACAUUUUUGUUCAAUUGUCAGGUUGUAGAUAUGUGUCUAAAUUCGAUCUUUCUAAGGGCUACUGGCAGUUACCAUUGGGGCAAUCUUCGAAGGAGAUCACAGCGUUCCAGACUCCGAUGGGUUUGUACCAAUUUUCAGUGAUGCCGUUCGGGUUAGUCAAUGCGUCUGCUAGUUUUAGUCGCCUUAUGAGAAAACUUCUUGAAGGGAUGCAAUGUGUUGAUAACUUUAUUGACGAUGUCAUUGUUUUUACUCGUACGUUCCGAGAGCAUGUUUGUGUUACGAAAGACUUUUUACAGAGACUUCGUGCUGCGAACCUUACUGUUAAACCUAGCAAAUGUUUCAUAGGAUAUAAAAGUCUUGAGUGUCUUGGGCAUAUUGCAGGAAACGAGGAACUUCGACCACUUCCGGACAAAGUGUCAGCUAUUUCGAAUUUCGCAAGACCUUCUACAAAGAAGCAAGUACGUUCUUUUCUCGGUCUGGUAGGAUUCUAUCGCAAGUUCAUACCAAACUUUUCUGCUGUGGCAGCACCACUGACAGAUCUUACCAAGAAGGGCCUAUCAAACAAGGUGUUGUGGGGUGAAGCACAGGAGAACGCCUUUACAGCCCUCAAAUCGGCGCUUAUGGUAACGCCUGUUUUGAAAUUGCCAAAUUUGAAUGAAACGUUUAUUUUACAGACAGACGCUUCUGAUUUGGGAGUUGGCGCAGUGUUACUUCAGUACGAGGAUGGUGUAAAGAAGCCGGUCGCGUAUGCCAGCAAGAAACUUACUAAAGGGCAAGUCAACUACUCCACGAUAGAGAAAGAGUGCUUGGCGAUAGUAUGGUCAGUGCAAAAGUUCCUGCGAUAUCUAUAUGGAAGGGAGUUUCUUUUAGAAACAGAUCAUCAACCGUUAGUAUACUUGACACAAGCUAAAGUAUCCAAUGCUCGAUUGAUGCGAUGGGCAUUAUUAUUACAACCUUAUAGAUUUCGAAUUAUAUCUAUUAAGGGCUCAGAUAAUGUUGGAGCCGACUGUCUAAGUCGUUUGUAAAUAUAUUUUUUGUAGAUCUUUGCAUAAGUAUUUUUGAAUUUUAUUUUUGUUUUAAAAGUUCUUCGAACUUUUUUUUGUUUGGGGAGGUGUUGUCACAAAUCAGUAUCUACCGGUAUUAUAUUUGUUUUCUUUACAUAUAAGUAUCCUGUAGGGACCCUCUUUAACGUUCCUGUGUAACUAGUUUUUUUUACCCGUAGUGUACCUCUCUGGACACGGUGUCAGCUAUAGUACGUAUUGGUCAGUUCUUUUCUAUUGUUUGAUUACUUUAUUUAAACUGCCGCAUUGCAGACCUGGCAGACAGUGGCCACGUUUUCCCCAUGACAGGUAUGAGCAGCUAAGGUUUUGAAUAACCCUUUCUCCUAUUAGGGGUCCCUAUCCAGUUUCUGGCAGUCCAUCGCCGUGGUUAUACCUGUCCGCCACUGUCUCACGCCAUGCCAUAUCUAUCCACUACUCUUCUACAUGCCUGUGACGAAGACUAUGGACAUCAGAAAACUUAAAUAUCUUAUUGUUUAUAAUAUGUAUAUUUGUUUGGUUUUAUUUUAUAUAAAAAUUGUAAAUAUAAAAUGAAUUCUGUUGUGUU
Magallana angulata is the source of this 5580-nucleotide messenger RNA. RefSeq lists its product as uncharacterized. The record is from RefSeq and is a predicted model, not a curated record. NCBI's taxonomy places the organism in Eukaryota, Metazoa, Mollusca, Bivalvia, Ostreida, Ostreidae. The transcript has 4 exons. Gene Ontology annotation, molecular function: zinc ion binding; nucleic acid binding. The coding region runs from base 809 to 3487 and encodes 892 amino acids. Gene Ontology annotation, biological process: DNA integration.